Pelagomonas calceolata is the source of this 915-nucleotide messenger RNA. The record is from the annotation of a GenBank genome assembly. NCBI's taxonomy places the organism in Eukaryota, Pelagophyceae, Pelagomonadales, Pelagomonadaceae.
AUGCCGCCGCCACUCUCAGCAGCGGACCUCGCGGCGUUUGACAGAGACGGCUUCGUGGUGCUCCGGGACGCCGUCCCGCGGGCCGUGGCCCUUGCCUGCCGGGACGCCCUCUGGGCCAAAUUGGAAGGGGACCGCGGCAUACGAAAGGACGAGCCGGCGACGUGGGCGAAAGCGGAGGGCGGCCGCGUCGGCCUCGCCGAGGCGUACGGUGGCGACGACCUCGGCGCGCCCUGGGCGGCGUGCUGGUCGCCGCGCCUCGUGGCGGCCGUCGACCAGCUCUGCGGCGAGGAUCGAUGGGAAAGGCCGGGUCUCGGGUGGUGGGUCAUAAACUUCCCGGCGCGCGGCGGCGCGGGCGCGUGGCACGUCGACGGCGCGCACUUCGCGCACACGCUCGCCUCGCCGGAAAUCGGCCUGGCGCCGAUCCUCCUCUUCUCGGACGUGGCCCCGGGCGGCGGCGGCACGGCGCUCGCGCCGGGCUCGCACCGCGCGGUCGCGGCGCUCCUCGCGCGCGCGGGGCCCGCCGGCGUCGGCGGUCCGCGCCUCUCCGCGCUCGCGCGCGCGGCCGUCGGCGAGCCCCCGCCUUUUAUAGUUGAGGCUUCGGGCCGCGCCGGCGACGUCGUCCUGGCCCACCCCCUGCUGCUCCACGCGCGGUCGGCGAAUUUGGGAGCUGUCGAUGAUGCGGACGCGGUCCGCUUCGGCUGCUUUCCCAACGUGCCCAUGCGCGCGCCUCUCCGCUUAGAGGGGGGCGCCGCGACGCCGGUCGAGGCGCCGCUGCGGGCGGCGCGCGGCGUCGGCGGCGCGCCGCUGCCCGCCGCGGCGCGGCGACGGCCGCGUUCCGCCGAGGACGACGCGCUCCUGCUCGAGAUGGGCUUCGCGCGCUUUGGGGGCGCGAAGAAGCGGCGGCGGGGGCGGUGA